CCUUCAUCCCCCAGCCUGUAUUGAUACUGGUGAGUGCCCUGGCCCAGGUGCAGGACCUGGCGCUUGGCCUACUUCACAGGGGUCUACUUCUCCAGCCUGUCCAGGUUGUAGUGUUGCCCGUAACUAAGAAAAGAUUAGUGACAAGUAGCUGAGAAAGUAUUAGCCACAUACUCGUAUUGAAACACCAUCAGUGUGAACAGCCUGAACGCUGCAGCAGGGACUGCUGGCAGUAUAAAAUUUCCCUGCCUGGUUCUUGACCCCUCUGGAGAGGCUAUGGCCCUGGAAAGCACACAAGCAGGAUGCCAAGAGGAAUCUUCCACCUCCACAGCAUAGGCAUGGGGAGAUUUGCUGUGAUCUCCAUUCAGCUCAUUAUUCUGAGUCUGAAAGAGUAAAUUGUUGCAGUUUCUCUUCUUGUAAAACCUGGCAGUAGACAUCCAAAGCUUCUUCAAUCACCAUCUGAACUAGCAAGAUUAGACCCCCCCAGAAGUCCUUGGCUAUUCUGGGGUGCCAUCACAGAGGGGUGGCAUUGGUGUGAGGAAGGGCACCACCAGCCCAUGGUCCAGGUUAGGGGACAAGCUGAUUUCUUCUGUUAGACUAAUUUGGAGUCUCUUCCUUGCAGCUUAAGAAUUUGCACUGAAACCCACCGAACUGCCACCAAGUGCAGCAACCCUGCUGAGGAGGCACCAGCUGGGUGCUCACCUAGGGGAAGGCUGCAAGGGUGCUCUGGCUGGUGGAGCCCACCAGGGCCAGCAGCACAGCCCAAAUCCUCCCCAGAAGCCUCAUAGCCUCCGUCCUGCUGGGAUGCACACAGCCGUGGCAUGGGCAGCUCCAUGGCAUGGCUCUGGUUCCCCUCAAGUGCAAUUUUAGGCUUCCCAAAAGGACGGCACGUGGCCACAGGAGCAAGCAGGUGGUGUCAUGCACCCACUGCAUGGGUCACCCAGCAGAGAUGGUGGCUCUCAGGAAUCCUCCAUCAUUCUUCAAGCAGGAAAAAGCCACCCACAGUCAAGGUAGCGCUUUCAGUUCAGCCACAGCCAGUGCAAAGGGACACAGGGGGCCCAGACAAGAGAUGAGGCAGCUUGUCGGGGCCUCCCUUGCCUCCAGGCAAGACAAGCCCCCCUGCCCAAGCCUGGCUCUAUGGGGUGUCUCAAGCUCCAUCUGGGGACCACACCUGCACCUGGCUGGUGUCAAAGACAGUGGGUAGGGCCUGGAAACAACACAACCCUGGCCUGGGUGGUUGGGCUGGGGCAGUGUGAAACGCUUCACCUCCUCAGAGCAUCACCUCCCCUGCACCUGUCACAGCUCCAGGUGGUGAUCAGAGCUAUCUCCAUCUUCUCCGGUCCACCUCAUCAGCCCACGGCCACAAAGACUUGCGGAGCCCUCCUGUGUGCAUGUGCAGUACAGCCCCAGGAUGUCCUCAGAGGCACCAACAUGUCCUCACUGCCACCAGUGCCCCAGCACAGACACCACUGCCCACUCACAAGCUGCAGCAGGCGUGGGGCACCCUUCCUGCUCACCCUGCAGCCCCCUGAGACCCCAAGCUUCAUGCAGCAUGGCAGCUGAGGCUGAGGAAAGGCUAUCCAGCAUUAGGCACACGAUACAGAAGAUGAGGAAGACUGAGAAAUGUCCCUGCUGCCCAGGGAGGUCCUCUUGUCUAGCUCCCAGGUACUUACCGACCAUGGUCCAGGGUUCAGUUUGCCCACUUUCCACUGUGGGACAGGAACCACUCCCCUCCCAGUGAAGGAAAAACCUCUGCUGGGAGCAAGCAGCUCACCACAGCCCAGCACUCCCUCCCUGUUCCUGGUAAUGCUGCAGCUGGCCACCCGCCACCUCGGGACCGAUACAGGGAAAGUGUCUUCUGCAAGGCUCUCCUCAAACAAGGAUGUUUUUACGGUGUGUCUGAGGAGGACAAGAAAGAAAAGAAAAUUUAUCUGAAAUACAGAGACCAGGAUCUGUAGGAAACCAGCCCACUGGAGAGACCUCACAGGUGCCGUUGACUCUGGGUCUCCUGACAAUCCUGUCUGUUCCUCACCCUCAGUGUGGCUGGGGAAGGGGAGAAUAAGGAUGCUUAGUGGUGCAGUCUCUCCAGGAAUGUGUAAACACUUGACAAGGGGCCCUGUUGCCACCAGCUGCUGCAAACCAGGGUGCUGCCCAGAAUGUGCAGCUAACCCAGCUGCAGUUUCAAAAUGAAGUCCGCACUCUCAACUGCAGCAUCAGCCUCUCCUUCCCCCUUGUCUGAACCGAGCGAUGCUAAGAGCCCCCGCCCCUCCUCCAGUGCAUACUCACUCUCCCCCUAUGCUUGGCAUACAGAGAUUGCUUUGCAGGCAGUGGCCACCUUCUCCCCAUCACCAGCUCCAGUGGGAACAAGGACCUGACAGCUCUUACAACACACCGGCUGGGAUGAACAAACUCGCUUCUGCCUUUGAGAAAACACACUAAAAGUGCAGGUCUCUGCAGAAAGCAGUGGGAAGGACACCCCACCCACCACCUCUCCUCCAUUCCUCUGCACUCGAACCAGGAGGCAGGAGCAGGUCUGGUGCUGGAGGGAGCAGCUGGAAGGAGGCAUGAGGUGCUAGUGGGGAGGUGGAGGGUGGCGCUUCACGAGGCCAGGAUGCCCCGGGGCUUGCUUCACCUCCUUCCACCAGACCUCCACAUCCCACUCGGCCAAGGCUACGCACCAGCACGGCAACACCAAGGAGCACCUAGUUCUACAACGCAGCGCUGACGCGCCCGGAGCUGGGAAGCCCACAGGCUCCCCACGCCGAGUGCUGCUGCUCUGCUUCCCUGCCGUGCUCACCGGGAGGGUUUUGCACCCGUUGCUUGCUGCAUCCUCGACGGCUCGUCCUGCGCGAUGCCGGCGCUCGGCUCCGACCUUCAGCCCCGGCACCGUGCCGGGCAUCCGCUCGCCUUCAAAGGCUGCGGGGAUGCGCAUUUCGGGUGCGCUGGCACCGCAACCCCUCAGGGGCACCGCAACCCCUCAGGGGCACCGCAGGUGGCAUCGUGGAGUUUAUACCAAAAUCCUCCCGCGCCCGCCUGCCGUCGCCCCCCGCCCAUGGCGCUCGCUGCCCCGCGGGCCGCGCCCUGCUCCCGGCGCGGUACCGGGGGCGGGCGGGGCGGGGGGCUGCUGGGCAGCUCCCAACGAGGGGGUCGGGGUCGGGGUCGGGGCGGGGGAGAUGGUGCGCCGGGGCGGAGCGACGGUCCCCGGGCUGUCCCGCGGCGGAGGCGGGGCCGCCGGCCGCUUAUAGCGGUGCGGCGGGGCUGGGGGCCGCCGGCCGCGAUGGAGUACGCGGAGGCGGAGGAGUACUACUACGGGGAGGAGGUGGCGGGCAACGCGACGGGGGAGGCGUGCGAGUGGCAGGCGGACUGGGAGGCGUCCUUCUCGCUGCUGCCGCUGCUGUACCUGCUGGUUUUCGCCCUGGGGCUGUCGGGCAACGGGCUGGUGCUGCUGACGGUGUGGCGCGGCCCGCGGGCGCGGCGCCGCUCCGCCGACGCCUACAUCGGCAACUUGGCGCUGGCCGACCUGGCCUUCGUGGCCACGCUGCCGCUGUGGGCCGCCUACACGGCGCUGCGCUUCCACUGGCCCUUCGGCGCAGCGCUCUGCAAGCUCAGCAGUUUCCUGGUGCUGCUCAGCAUGUUCGCCUCCGCCUUCUGCCUGGGCGGCCUCAGCGCCGAGCGCUGCCGCGCCGCCGCCCCGCCGCCCCGCGCCGCCCCCCGCCGCCGCCCCGCCGGGCUGGGCCCGCUGGCCGCGCUCUGGGCGGCGGCGGCGGCGGCGGCGCUGCCGGCGCUGCUGCUGCGGGAGGCGCGGCGCGGCCCGCGCAACCGGACGCUGUGCGAGCUGGCGGCGGGCGGCGCGGGGCGGGCGGCGGCGCUGAGCUUGGGCGCCACGGCGGUGGGCUUCGCCGCGCCGCUGCUGCUGAUGGCCGUCUGCUACUGCUGCGUGGGCGCCGCCGUCCGCCGCCACCUCCGCCCGCGCCGGCGGCUGCUGCGGCUGAUGGCGGCGCUGGUGGCCGUAUUCGCCGGCUGCUGGCUGCCCUUCCACCUGCUCAAGAGCCUCUUCGCGCUGGCGGCAGCCGGGCUGCUGGAGCUGCCCUGCGCGCUGCUGGGGCUCAUCGCCCGCCUGCACCCCUACGCCACCUGCCUGGCCUACCUCAACAGCUGCCUCAACCCGCUGCUCUACGCCUUCCUCGACGGGCGGUUCCGUGCCCGCUGCCGCCUGCUGCUGGGGCAGCGCCGCCCGGCCGCCGCCGCCGCCUCCUCGACGCCCAGCGGCCCCACGCAGCGCUCGGAGCUGCCCCCGGCCGGCACCAAGCUGUAGCGCCCGCGGCCACAAUAAACGCCCUUUCCGCCGCCGGA
This is a messenger RNA of Falco peregrinus (peregrine falcon), 4350 nucleotides long. RefSeq names its product apelin receptor A-like. The record is from RefSeq and is a predicted model, not a curated record. The transcript has a single exon. Gene Ontology annotation, cellular component: membrane. NCBI's taxonomy places the organism in Eukaryota, Metazoa, Chordata, Aves, Falconiformes, Falconidae. Gene Ontology annotation, biological process: G protein-coupled receptor signaling pathway; immune response. The coding region runs from base 2849 to 4312 and encodes 487 amino acids. Gene Ontology annotation, molecular function: G protein-coupled receptor activity.